Messenger RNA from Diaporthe citri, 1662 nucleotides. RefSeq lists its product as uncharacterized. The transcript has 5 exons. The record is from RefSeq and is a predicted model, not a curated record. Gene Ontology annotation, molecular function: superoxide-generating NAD(P)H oxidase activity. Lineage: Eukaryota; Fungi; Ascomycota; Sordariomycetes; Diaporthales; Diaporthaceae. Gene Ontology annotation, biological process: superoxide anion generation; defense response. Gene Ontology annotation, cellular component: NADPH oxidase complex; plasma membrane. Bases 1 to 1662 code for a protein of 553 amino acids.
AUGGGCUACGGCACGCUGGUCAAGAAGCAGUUUACUGUUCCGAAACUGUCCUUCUACUUCAUAUUUUGGGGCAUCCAUUUUUUCCUCUUCGGAUUUGGAUGGUACAAACAAGCGUCCGACCCUAGGCUCGCGGGCCUCAAUGGGCUCGAGUUCUCCGUCUGGAUUUCGCGUGGUGCCGGUCUCGUGUUGAGUUUCGAUGGGUUGUUCAUUUUGCUCCCAGUAUGUCGGACACUGGUGAGAUGGCUUCGGCCCAAGAUCAGGUUCUUGCCUCUGGACGAGAACCUUUGGUUCCAUCGUCAGGUCGCUUAUGCGAUGCUCUUCUUCACCGUUGCCCAUGUCACUGCUCAUUACGUCAACUUCUUCAACGUCGAGCGAACGCAAAUCCGACCGGUCCUCGCGCUGCAGAUCCACUACGCUCAACCUGGCGGUAUCACUGGCCACAUCAUGCUUCUCUGCAUGCUUCUCAUGUACACGACUGCGCACCACAGAAUUCGCCAGCAGUCGUUCGAGACCUUCUGGUACACCCACCACCUGUUCAUCCCUUUCAUGCUUGGACUGUACACGCACGCAGUCGGCUGUUUCGUGCGUGACUCGGCCAACGGGUUCUCGCCAUUCGCCGGGGAUAUCUUCUGGACUCACUGCAUUGGUUACCAGGGCUGGAGAUGGGAGCUCUUUGGCGGUGGAAUUUAUUUGACGGAGCGGCUUUACCGUGAGAUCAGGGCCCGCCGUUCAACCAAGAUCACUCGUGUUGUCCGCCACCCUUACGAUGUCGUCGAGAUCCAGUUCUCGAAGCCCUCGUUCAAGUACAAGGCUGGUCAGUGGCUGUUCCUGCAGCUGCCUUCCGUCUCCAAGUACCAGUGGCACCCGUUCACCAUUACCUCGUGCCCUUACGACCCCUACGUCUCUGUCCACGUCCGUCAGGUUGGUGACUUCACUCGAUCGCUCGGUGACGCUGUCGGCGCCGGAGGCGCGCAGGCCAAGCUGUACGAGGGCGUCGACCCGAUGGGCAUGUACGAGGUGGCGCUGCAGAACGGUCAGCAGAUGCCGGCUCUCCGGAUCGACGGACCCUACGGCGCACCGGCGGAGGACGUGUUCGAGAACGAAAUCGCUGUGCUGGUGGGAACAGGUAUCGGCGUGACUCCUUGGGCGGCCAUCCUCAAGAACAUUUGGCACUUGCGCAACAGCCCGAACCCGCCAACCCGUCUUCGCCGAGUCGAGUUCUUGUGGAUCUGCAAGGACACCAACUCGUUCGAGUGGUUCCAGACGCUCCUGUCGUCGCUCGAGCAGCAGAGUACCGAGGCGGCCCGCAUCCCCGGCAGCUCCGGCGUCGAGUUCCUCAAGAUCCACACCUACCUGACACAGAAGCUGGACCAGGACACCAUGAACAACAUCGUGCUGAACUCGGUCGGUGCCGAGGUGGAUCCUCUCACCGAGCUCAAGUCCCGCACCAACUUUGGUCGGCCCGACUUCUGCAGGCUCUUCACCACGAUGAGGGACGGAAUCUUGGACCGCUCGUACCUGAAUGGUCUCGAGGGCAGCAUGAGGACGACCGUCGGUGUGUACUUCUGCGGUCCCUCUGCAGCUGCUCGCGAUAUCAAGAAGGCAUGCAAGGCCGCCACGGUUAGGGAGGUUGACUUCCGUUUCUGGAAGGAGCACUUCUAG